CCAAAGCAAUUAGUUGAGAAAUUGGAGAGAGGUGAGGAUGAUGGGUUCAGGAAGGUCAUGGGAAAGGGAGCAGGAAGAAGAAAGCUCCGGUUGCUUCAGACGUCGUUUUUUAGGGCUCAAGAGAAACCAAGUCAUAGAUUGCAGUCUCAGCCGCAGCGAGAUCGAAGAUUCAGAUUUUUCGGAGGAGCUGUUUGAGAUCAAUCUGAAGGAGCCUUUGGUUUUGGAUACCAUAAGAGAAGACUGCGAGAGCACUGUGUUUUCUCUUGAUAUCCACAACUGCAAUGAUAACGAUGAUGAAUACGACGAUGAUGAAGACGACGAUGAUGUUGUUUAUGUAGCAGUAAGCAACAACGAUGAACAUUCGAGUCCAAGCAUGGAAGCUCUUUCAUGGGCCUUGAAGCACGCCGUGACACCCUCUGCCACCGUCGUUCGUCUUCUACACGUUUUCCCUCAAGUCAAGCUCAUUCCAAGUCCAUUAGGAAAAAUUCCAAGGAGUCAAGUUAAUGAAGAGUAUACUAACAUGCACUUGGCACAAGAGAGAGCCAAGAGGAAAUUGCUCCUUCAAAAGUUCAUUGACCUCUGCGUUCAUUCUAAGGUUAAGGUGGAGAUGAUGCUGAUUGAGGGAGACGAUGUUGCUAAAGCUAUCAUGGACCAUGUUCGAAAUCUUAACAUAAGAAGACUGGUUGUCGGAAUUUCUGGAUCUAAUUUAAGAAAAUGUGUAUCUGGAAGGAAUAGUGGCAUAGCGGGCAAGGUACUAAAUUACGCACAGGAAAGUUGUGAUGUAAAAAUCAUAUGCGAAGGAAUAGAAGUGAUAGACCAGAUGAGUGAGUGCACCUCACCACGCUCCUCCACCGACAAUGGAACUUCAAUAAAUGAAUUCCGUGAAUUUUUCCCACUUAAGCUUUUUAUGUUGAGUUGGAUAUGGUUAUUUAAGUAGUUAGGAAUGAUCUUGCUUCCGUCGAUAUAUCAAUAUAUGAAUAUAAAAUUUGUGUAGUUAACAAUAUAUAAUCAUAUACACGCAUGAGGAAUGAUAGAUGUGCAUGCAAAAAUUUUGCUAUACAUAUAUACUCAGAGUAGUUCAUGGAUGUUGGAUUGUUUUAUUUACUUGAAGUUGAUGUAUGAAGUACUUCCGUUGGAUUUUUAUGUUUUAA
Molecule: messenger RNA, 1151 nt
Organism: Vigna unguiculata (cowpea)
Lineage: Eukaryota; Viridiplantae; Streptophyta; Magnoliopsida; Fabales; Fabaceae
Product: U-box domain-containing protein 35-like
Source: RefSeq, a predicted model, not a curated record